AUGAACACACGGUCAACGAGAACCGCAGGUGCAGCGUCUCAGGCUACGCGUGCCUCGGCACGGACAAGGACACCUACGAUCCCGGCGCCAAGCCCCAGUCCUCCACUCACCAAGUCGACGCGCACCAAGACUCCCGUUAAUCAGAAUGCAACAGCGCAAACUUCGACAUUAAAACCAGCGGGGAGGAAACCACUUUCCAAUCGGGCAAACUCACCAGACAAGCCUGUAUCCUCAAAGAAGGCUCCUACUACGGCAUCGAAGCCGCACAAGGGUGAUGUGACUGAAAGGGAGCCUAUCAUGGCAUACCUGCGGAUCCGCCCUGCUCUCGGUGAAGAAGAGGCAACCACGCCCUAUCUCGAUCCUCUGUCGGAUACCUCUGUUCGCAUGACAGAUCCUGCUUCAGACGCCAUGGCCCAGUCGCGGUUUCAUUAUCGCAUGUCUAUGGCGGCACCUUCAUCUAUCUAUAAGUUCUCCCACAUCUUCCCCCCUUCCACGCAGCAACCCGAUUUCUUCGCGAAGACCACGCUGCCGCUGGUAAAGGACGUGCUUGAGGGCCAGAAUGGCCUGCUCUUUGCGUAUGGCGUCACUAACUCCGGUAAGACUUACACGAUCCAGGGAGGAAACAAGGGAGACUCCGCUGGCAUUCUUCCGCGAACACUGGACGUCAUCUUUAACAGUGUGAAUGGCUUGCAGGGCGACGGAAGGUUCCGUCCUGUACGACUGUACGGCGCUGAAAGAUGCGAGCCAGGAAACGAUAAUCUGUUUUAUAACAUCAGAGCCUCGGCAGGCGAGAGCUCUUUCGCCGCCGUUUUGAGUGAUCUUGCAGAGUCAACGCCUGGGGACAUCGACACCGACCCAACUACUCUGAAGCUUGACCGGAACUAUGAGUACUCAAUCUGGCUUUCCUAUGCCGAGAUAUACAACGAGAAAGUCUAUGAUCUUUUAGGAACGAUUGAGGACGACGAUGGAUCUACCCCCGGCUCAUCUCGUCGAAACACCACUGCACAGACCUUUGGCGGCCAGACUGUGUUGACUCGGAAGGCGCUGACUGUCAAACCAUCGCCUGCUUCAGACUCCAUAGAAGGAAUUACUGGAAAAUACAUCGCGGAUCUACGGCAUUUCCGGGUCACCAGCGCCACCGAAGCUAAGGAACUCGUCAAGCUAGGUCAAGUGCACAGGCGCGUCUUUGGAACACUCGCCAAUGCUCAAAGCUCUCGGAGCCAUGGCAUGGUCACGAUCAAGGUGCUCCGCAGUCACAGGGGAGAGCGCAACAAUCCCGAUGCCUUGCAGAUGUCUCGGUUGACGCUGGUCGAUCUUGCUGGUUCGGAGCGCACUAAGCACACUCACACUACGGGUGAUAGGCUCAGGGAAGCGGGCAACAUCAACAAAUCUCUUAUGGUCCUUGGUCAAUGUAUGGAGGUAAUGAGGUCGAAUCAGAACCGCGUUGCCCAAUCCCUUUCCGGGCCUGGGCGAAGUGACACGAAGGUCGUGCGGAAGGGAUUGGCGCUCGUUCCUUUCCGGCAUAGCAAGUUGACUGAGGUUCUCAUGGACUACUUCGAGGGUGACGGGAGAGUGGUCAUGAUCGUGAACGUCAACCCUUACGAUACUGGCUACGACGAGAACUCCCAUGUGAUGAAGUUCUCUGCGCUCGCGCGAGAGGUCCACACCGCCACGAACAACGCGCCUGCUCCGCGCGUGUUGGCGGCCCCGACAAAACCGGGCCCCGCCCGUGGACCUUUGAAGUCGGGCCUGCCACCGCCCAAUAUGCCCACUCGAAAGGUCACCAUUUCAAGUGUUGGUCCGAACCGGAGAGUGAGCGAGGCGCACCUCGAGAUUGUGGAAGAGGACGAGGAAAGUGGGCCUGAUGAUGAAGAGGACGAUGAGGACGAGGAGCCCAUAAACCCUCUCGUUGAUGCACUCUUCGACGAGGUUGAGCAGCUGCGGAUGAAACUUCACGAAGCCGAGCUUCGCUGUGCGGUUGUGGAGGCUGAGACAAGGGAGGAGGUCAUGAAGGAGAUGGAGGAGCGUAUGCUGGUGAUGCAGCAGACAUAUUCGAGAAGGCUCAUGAGCGAGUUGGAACGCAACGAGAAGAAAAUGGAUGCUAAGAUCGACAUGUUGCAUCAAGCGGGCCUGUUUGGGCAGAAUGGUACUCCACAACAAGGAGAUAUUGAAGACGAGGACAUGGAGGCUGAUGAGUCUUAUAUGCAAGACAGAGAGCCAGGAUUCAGCGAUGAGAGUGGGAUCGCGCCGUCUCCUCUUGCUGGAAAGACUGCCAAAACUAAAGCAGGAUCAAGACCAAGACCCUCAGAAAUCGAGGGAAGCGAAAGUGAGGUUGAGCGGUCGAUAGCCAUCGAAGAUGAUGAUGAGGACGAGGUUCACGGUGAAGACGGUGAAGAAGAAGAGGAGCUAGACGAGGAACCAUUAACGGAGGAUGAUGAAGAGGACGACUAUGUUCCCUCUCCGCCUAUCAAGCAGCCGAGUCGAGGGAAGCCAGCACCUCCCAGAUUAGAUCCUCCGUCAAAGGGGCCGCGGUCAUCAAAGCCGGGCCAGAGAAAGGUGUCGACUCUGGUGGAUGAUAUGGACCGACUGGGUCUCGAUGGAGAUGCUGAUGACUCUGUAAUCAUUGUACCAGACCGCAAGGCGCGGAAAGCAGCUGUCCCGGAAGGGAUUGAGUAUGUUCCCCGUCCGGGCGUGACCGACGUGGGUAAGAAGAAGAAACGGUAUGUUUUAUUAUUGAUUCGUACAAGAGGUAUUUCGUGA
Molecule: messenger RNA, 2760 nt
Organism: Coniophora puteana RWD-64-598 SS2
Lineage: Eukaryota; Fungi; Basidiomycota; Agaricomycetes; Boletales; Coniophoraceae
Product: kinesin-domain-containing protein
Exons: 9
Coding region: 1-2760 (919 amino acids)
Biological process (GO): microtubule-based movement
Cellular component (GO): kinesin complex; nucleus; microtubule
Molecular function (GO): microtubule motor activity; microtubule binding; ATP hydrolysis activity
Source: RefSeq, a predicted model, not a curated record